Molecule: messenger RNA, 6321 nt
Organism: Synchiropus splendidus (mandarinfish)
Lineage: Eukaryota; Metazoa; Chordata; Actinopteri; Syngnathiformes; Callionymidae
Product: potassium voltage-gated channel subfamily G member 4-like
Exons: 3
Coding region: 421-2019 (532 amino acids)
Biological process (GO): potassium ion transmembrane transport; protein homooligomerization
Cellular component (GO): membrane; voltage-gated potassium channel complex
Molecular function (GO): protein binding; delayed rectifier potassium channel activity
Source: RefSeq, a predicted model, not a curated record
UCCAGCAGCUCUUGCGGCGGACACACGGGACCCAACUAUCCCGGGGAGCGACGCGCUGAAAGACUAUGAUUUAAAUUCCGAAAACUCCGCGGCCGCCGGAGGAGCGAGAACACACGCACUGGUCAAACUUCACGGAGGAGGCGAGAAGUGUCGGAGACUGACACCAGUUCUCUCCGUCUCCCUCUCGCUCUCGCCGCGAGCCGCUAUGGGGGAGUUAAUCGGAGCAAUUAUUCGGACGGUUUGCCAUUAGAAAAUCUCCACCACAGCAACAGCUGCGAGAAUGUUGACGAACAAGUGGAACAUGGUCGAGCAUCUGUGACCCUCCUGCGCCCCCGAAGGUUCACUCCACAUUGCUCCUGAGAAUCGACAGUGGAGCCUAAUUCAUUCUGAAACACACCCACCUCUCCCCUUGAAGCCAGAAUGCCCAUCAUCAGCAAUGCCAACCAUGACUUCAGCACCUACUCCAUCAGCAGCGAUGACAGCAGCCUGGACCGCUUCUUCACGGAAAUCCCAGAGACUGAGACCAUCAAAGGUGUUUACUUCCAACGUGUCCAGCGACACCGUGAUCCAAAAGCCACGUGUGUCAUCGAUCACACCCUACAGGUGCUCAUUAACGUCGGUGGGAACCGCUACACCUUCCCCUGGAGCACCCUGGAGAAGUUCCCUCAGAGUCGGCUGGGCCGUUUGCGAUCUUGCACGACCCCGGAGGAGAUCGCCCACCUGUGUGACGACUACGACGAGACUUGCCAGGAGUACUUCUUCGACCGUAACCCCACAGCUUUCAGAGUUAUCCUCAACUUCCUAGCUGCUGGCAAGUUGCGGUUGCUCCGGGAACUAUGUGCUGUGUCUCUGCACGACGAGCUUGACUACUGGGGACUGGACCCGGGUCACAUGGAGCGAUGCUGUCGGCGCCGCAUGAUAACACGAGUGGAAGAAGUGGCUGAGCGAGAACGCAAGGAGGAAGAGUGGAGGCAGAAGAGGAUGAAGCUGAAAAAAACAACGGUCGAGGCUGAAAAGGGCCAUCGUAAACUGAUCUGGAUACUCCGGGAGGUGAUGGAAAACCCUCAUUCAGGUUUCGCAGGGAAGGUGUUCGCUUGCCUCUCCGUCAUCAUGGUCCUGGUCACUGUGAUCAGCUUGUGCAUCAGCACCAUGCCAGACCUGAGGAACGAAGAAACAAGGGGGGAGUGCUCGCAGAAGUGUCAGAGUAUGUUUGUGGUCGAAUCCAUCUGCGUCGCCUGGUUCACCUUGGAGUUUGUGUUGCGAUUCGUCAACGCUCAGAGCAAGUUGGCCUUUGCCCGCGGCCCCCUCAACAUCAUCGACGCCAUCGCCAUCCUGCCGUACUAUGUGUCGCUGGUGGUGGACGUCAGAGAUGAAUCGCAGGAGGAGGUGGUGAUAGGUCACGGCAGAGGCUACCUGGACAAGCUGAGCCUGAUCCUUCGUCUUCUUCGGGCGCUUCGUAUUCUGUAUGUCAUGCGGCUGGCGCGCCACUCUCUGGGCUUGCAGACUCUCGGACUGACCAUGCAGCGCAGCAUGAGGGAGUUUGGCCUGCUGCUUCUCUUCGUCUGCGUGGCCGUCGCUCUCUUCUCCCCUCUGGUGCACCUGGCCGAGAGCGAACUCGCACCAUUUGCUGCCACUCACCCACAUCACAGCUUCAGUAGCAUCCCAGCCUCCUACUGGUGGGCUAUCAUCUCCAUGACUACUGUUGGAUAUGGAGACAUGGUUCCCCGAAGUAUCCCUGGGCAGAUAGUUGCACUGACUAGUAUCCUGAGUGGAAUCCUGAUCAUGGCCUUUCCUGCUACCUCAAUCUUCCACACGUUCUCCCGCUCAUAUCAGGAGCUGAAGCAGGAGUACAAGCGGCUGUGGAAGGAGGAGAGGGGUGAGGAAAUGGCUGCUGAGUCAGAUGAGAGCUGCGGUAAGGUGGACCUGACACCAGACAAGCUGACAGAGUCCAGAGUGGAUGAUGACGGACUGAUGUCAAAGCCAGGUCAGGAUUCAAGUCUUCCAUCCACCGCGUUCUAACGGGCCAUUUGGCCACUUAGCCACAGAAGCCUGGAAGAGGUGACGGUCAAUGUGAUAUAUUUUGUGAAAGUGCAUAAUGCCAAUGAUUAUGGGAACUCACUGUCACUCGUGAACCCUUUAACCAUCCCUCGGCUGCGCUGCGAGUUCGUCACUGUCUGCGACUCAUUCAGACUCACCAGACUGCAGCAUGCAAACUUUUACUGGAGCUAUAAAACAAGUUUGGUCCUGUAAGUUUUGCUUCUGUCUGUCAUCGUGCACAAGAACACUGUUCACUCUUGAGAGAACCAAAAUGCAACGCAUAUAGUUGUUAAAAUGGCGACAUUUAAUUUAGCUGUCUUCCCAUUCUUUUUUCAUAUUCAGCCUCUCAUGUGAGUGUAUUUCCUUGCUGUGGCUGAACUGUUGCUAAGUGAUAACGCUGUGACCCUGAUUAUCAUUCCCCUGUCAACAUUUCUUAAAAAACACAAAUGUGAUUUGCUGGUGAGGAUACACCAGCUAAGUGAUUAAAAACGAGGUAAAUGAAAGCACACGUCAGUGUGUAUCAUUCAAAUGAUUUUCAGCUGCUAAAUGGAUUUGCGAUGUCCUUCAUCCUUUUUAUCGUAAUACUGAGUUUAUUUCUGGCGUAGGGAAAAUGUAUUCAAACACUUCUGCAGCCAUAUGGGUGGACAUGUAAUUUAUAUGGAAAUAUAAAUGCUCAAAUUAAUAAACCAUGAGAGAGAGCUGGAGCUGGCAGAUGUUUUGGGGUUUUUUCUUGACAUGCAGCCGGUACACAUUUUUUGUUGUCCAUCUGAAUGUGAAUCUUAGUAUUCUAAACGGUUUCCUCCGCCAACUCUCGAGGGAAAUUGGUCAUUCAGAACGAGCCGGAUUUGUCAGUCAGCUUGUCUUUGACUGUUUCUUUGAUGGUGAAAGGAAUAAUUACCCGGAUUUCCCUUUUAUUGGCUUCAACCAAGCCCAAAGUCUGGCUCAGGGGCCAUUUUGUGGCCCAUGAUCGAGCUGCACAAGGCCGGCAGUCUCCGUCGUCAGAACCGAAGACUGCUAUAGAAAGUUUGGUAACUCACUCCACCAUUCGCAGAGCCCGAGCAGUAUCUGGCAACCCAAUCCACCACCCUAUCCAAGUGACAUCGCAGUUUGACCAAGCAGGAGUGGCUCAACACCAUUUGAAACUUUUAGGACUGUACAACCCAUGUUUGGUCUUCAUUUGAUCACUUUCCCUGUGACUUACCAUCCUGCUUUGUCGUCAUGGAUACGGCUCAUUCAAGUGUGUUGAACUUUGAAAGUUUACCAGACACCGGAUAUGGAAAAACUAUCUGAAGCCUUCUGCUGACAUUAUAACAGUGGCUAAGCAGACAUCUGCCAAAAAGACAAGAGUUAAUUUGUUGUCGACUUUAAUGCACUUUAGAUUUUUGGUAUGCAAAUUCAACUACCCGUGAACCAUUUAUGUCCACCAACAGAGCCAUGUCAUUGACACCGAUUUGGAAAAUGUGUGUGGGCUGCUUCUUGUUGAUGUUGCGAUGCUACGCAUGGUUUGAAAUCAUCAAAACAGUGCAGUCAACAAGGAUUUAUUUGACACCUGGGCAGUAAUGGCACAGUCGUUUGCACUUUCCUGGACUGAUCUGAAAGAUUGGUUUCAAAACUCGAGCAAUAUGCGGUCGUAAUCCUGUCUCUGAGAACGUCAUGGAGAAAGUGUGCUCCAGCACCGCUGGGUUCAGUUAGAGGACGGCAAAUUCAAUUCAACGCAGAAGUCUGUCUGAAGUUACUUGUAGAACACGAUUAUUAAGGUCAGAAGUUCUGAUAAUGUUCUGUUCUGAAGAUAUUUAAAAUGAAUACAUUUAUUAUAAAAAUAAAUAAAUAAAUAAAAUCUAAAUCCAAACCCAUGGAACACUCUCUUAUGGCCUCAGGGAAAGAUGACAGAAACAUCAUAGUUAUAUAGAAAAUUACUGAAUUAUAGAAUGAUUUAAAUGUAUCUAAAAAAAUAAUGUCAAAUGACAGAUUAUCAGAUUCAAACAUUUCCACGGUGAAGAGGAAAGAAGUAUGUCCACGCUAUGAAACGAUCACAAUAUUCCUUGCGUGUCACAGCAAGUAAACACCCUGUUCUUCACUCCGCCUCUCUCCCUCUGGUACCCAAAUGUACAAGUUAAAUUGAGCUAUUUACUUCAGUCACUCAUCUAUUUUGGUGUCUAACUGCACAGAUCUGCUCUUCAUCUCUGUGCAGCCUCCUCAGUGUUGCUGGCACCUCUCUCUCGUUCACGGACAAUGGCGACAUUAAACAGUUCAACAAUGACUUCGUUGUUAUCCUCACCCACUGCCUCUCCCCCCUCGGCCCCCACAUCCUGCUGUCCACUAAAUGGCUAAAACCGUGGGCAGGGAGCUCCAUGUUUUGUUUUUUUUUUUUGUUUUUUUUUUUUAUGCCAUGAUGCAGCUACAUGGUGUUCACUUGCUACUGAUAAAGAUGUCAGCCCUUGAACAUGUGAUAUUAUUGGCCAGUUUAAUUGUGAUGUGAAAGACUUCAACGGACUUUUCAAUUUCCUUGUAAACAGAAGAUAGAGGAAACUUAGAUAAGCAGGUCAAAGAUGGGAGAGUUUUAUGGCUCUGUUUUUAAUUAACACAACAACACUGAUCAAGUACAAUAAGAUUAGCAUCGUCUGAAUUGUAUGGUUUUACUGAUGCCAGCUCUCGAUGUGACUGUGAUCUGGUGAAAUGCCAUAUGAAAGAAUACAUUGAUUAUCAUAAACGUCUUUUUAUUUUAAUAUGUUGUCAACCUACUUCAGCGGUGGACAAUGAAACUUCACAAGGGACCACAUUACGCACUUUUUCUAGUUUUAGGGACUGACAAUUCAUAAGACUGAAGAAAAGUGAUUUUAAAUAUAACUUUAAUUUUGUUACUUAAAUAUAAAAAAAACAAUAACAUGAUGACUUUUUAUAAAUAGAGCGUGUUUUAUGAUGAUAGAUUAUUUAACUAAAUCAAAAUAUUACAACUAAGAGGAGAAUAGCUGGAUGAUAGCGUUGUGGGACAAAACAUCUACAUUUGAAAAUUGACUUUUCAAUAAUAUUUCUUUUAUUUAUUCUAAGGGACAAGAAGCUCAGUUAAACUAUGCAUGAUUUAUGAAAAUAGCUUACCUGUGAUUCAAAAGGUAAUGAAUCAAUAAUAUAAAAUAUUGCAGGCAAAGGGCUUCAUGUGGUUCACAGACCCAUGUCUUUUCUGUUUUAAGAAUUAGAAAAUGGAAAAUAUUUAACCAGCUUGAAGCGGCCCAACAUGUUCACUGAUGCGUUUUUCAUCAUUGUUUUCAAAAGUCUAACUAUUCUCCCUCGAAAUGUGUGUUCAUGACUGACAGCCACACAAACAAGUGUGUAUCUCUGUCUUUGUGGGGACCGCUCAUUGCCGUAAUGCUUUCCUCAGCCUCACACAUCACAAAUACAAAUUAGAGACGAACUCUUGAGGGUGUCUUGUGCUCCACACCCUCUACCUAUGAAUACCAAUAAUACGCGGAAUAAAAUAAGAGAAUAGACAUUUAUUAGCUUGACAAUUGUGUAUUUCGUCACAAAAACUGUGUGGUUGCAUUAAACAGAAGUACAAAUAACAUGAUAUCAAGAGAAUAUAAUUAAAAAAAAAAAGCUUUUGUGUCUGGAAUUGAUGACACUCUGUCUCAAAUGCCAUGCUGUCAUUCAGCAGGAAAACAUUCAUUCACAGAUUCUUAACAGUGGGACACGUUGAACUGUACAGGUGCAGACGUCUUGUUCAGGGUGUACUUCUCGAAGUUCAUCCAGAGCUGUUCGGCCUUCUCUGAGUGUCGCCUCAGGCAGAUCUCUUUGUCACAGACUGUGGUGACACUGCAGGAAAAAUAGAUGAUUUAUAUAUGUAUAUAUAUAUAUAUAUAUAUAUAUAUAUAUGUAUGUGUGUGUGAGGGCAUUAUGAUACAAGAAAAAAGUGACCUCUAGUGGUCACUCUUCAACUUUCUGUGACUCAAACAAACAAGCAUUAAUUUCAGAAAUGUAUCUUAUUUUAUUAAUUCACAUAGAUUAAAAAUGGUUUAAAAAUGGUUUCACAUCUGCUGGAUUAUUCUAUUAACUAUUUUAAAAAGAAAAUUUUUUUUGUACAUGUCUUGGGGUGGGGAGAAAAAAAAAACAUCGACUUACACAAAUACUUUCUUUUUGCAUAUUUUUUCUUCACGCACAUUUCUGACCCUGUCUGGAGGAAUGGCUUGAUUUCCAAUUUUCCCGCAGCAUUUCUUGGACGACAAUCCCACAGCCCUGGAAGCUGAGAGGAGCAUUUGCUUGUGAAAUUACUGUGAUAUUUUACACGUUAAU